This is a messenger RNA of Exaiptasia diaphana, 3415 nucleotides long. Its product is annotated as hepatoma-derived growth factor-related protein 2. The coding region runs from base 143 to 2758 and encodes 871 amino acids. Lineage: Eukaryota; Metazoa; Cnidaria; Anthozoa; Actiniaria; Aiptasiidae. The record is from RefSeq and is a predicted model, not a curated record. The transcript is spliced from 7 exons.
UCGAGUUCUUCUAACAUUAUUGAAACGACGAGCAAAAUCCGAACAACAGACGACGAUUGGAGGCUUAAACGAUCUCUCAAGCUUUCUAUAACUUUGUAGGACCAAGGGAAAAGCUUUAAGGGGAAGGAAAAUCAUAGGCAUCAUGAAAACUAUCUUGGUCUUYCUUCUGUGUACUUUGCCUGUAUUUCCAGCAAUUUCCCUGCAUAAAGGUAACUGUAUUGAUAAAUAUCAUCACUGUAAGGAGUGGAGUGAUGCAGGCUAUUGCAACAUUAAAGGAUACACGACAUAUAUGGAUUUGAUGUGCUCGUACUCAUGCAGCAAAUGCCGAGAUCAUAUAGAAGUAACAAGAGCAUCAGGAGAGGAAAAAGACGAUGAUCUCCAGUUAGGAUCAGGAUCUGAUUUUCCUACUGAAGAAAUCUCAUCAACCGCCGAUGAAUCUAAAGAAGAAGUUAGUUCAAGUAGCGAGGAAUCAUCCUUCAAGAAACCACGUCCAAAUGAUGCUGUGAAUCCUAAUGUAAUAAAAGACAAUGGGAAUAAAAAUGUCAAACAAGAACGUUAUGAAGACGCCAACCCACCUGGCGUUCGAAAUAUUGCUAUGCCAAAAGACCUUCCAGAUGAAGUCAACCCACGUUCAAAAAUAACCAAGCCUAUAAGUCAACUCAGUCAUAUGGUGCAGACUCUGAAGAAAACAAUUGCUCAAUCAAAUCAAGCCAAUCAAAAGGCUAUGGCUGAUCUUAACUCAUCUAAUUACGAGUCAUCAACGGAUCAGGGGGACAGCCAAACUUCAGACAAAACACCAGCCAAUCAGGAAGCUUCAGGGUCAGCAGGAAGCGCAAGUGCAGAGGAGAUGAAAGACAUUGCCGGAGAAGUUCGAACAGGUUCAAAGAUAUUUGAGGAAGACGCGUUUGAAUCUGAAAGCACUUCUGGAUGCUCCUCAGGGUAUGGAUGCUACUCUGAACCCAGUGAUCAAGUGCGGCAAUCUCAAGAUGAUGAAGUUCAAGAACUUGAAUCGAGAUCAAAGAUUGAUAUCCCAGAACCACAAAAACAAGCAAGAAUCAAUGGUAAUUCAGCUAUCGACAGCCAUGGCGAGGAUGUAAACGGUGUGGCUAAGACUACAGAUAUUGAUGCACCAACUAAACAAGAGGACAAGGCGGCGAAAGUCGACAUCGAUUCUCCGAAAAAGCAAGAUGACAAAACAGAGAAAGUUGACAUUGAUUACCCAAAAAAGCAGGAUGGCAAAACAGCGAAAGUUGACAUCGAUUCCCAGAAAAAGCAAGAAGACAGAACAGCGAAAGUCGACAUCGACUCCCCGAAAAAGCAAGACGACGAAACAGAGAAAGUUGACAUUGAUUCUCCAAAAAAGCAAGAUGACAAAACAGAGAAAGUUGACAUCGAUUCCCCAAAAAAGCAAGAGGACGAAACAGUGAAAGUUGACAUCGAUUCACCCAAAAAGCAAGAGGACGAAACAGUGAAAGUUGACAUCGAUUCACCCAAGAAAUACAAAGUCGAGAAAAUUGACGUUGAUCAUGAUGCUUCAACAAAUCACGCUGUUAAAACAUCUAAAAUAGAUAUUACUGCAUCUCAAAAAGAAGCAGGAAAAAGCAAAAACAUUCAUAAAAAUGUAGAUCAAGAGAAAAUAGUAGAUAAACCUCAAAACAGUGAUAUUACCACUGGAUCACAGAAAGAAGAUGAAAAACAAGGCAGUAUUAGUCAUAACAAAGAUCAAGUGGAGGCAGAAGCUAUUGAGGGCAAUAGUGGAAGUGGCGAAAAUGCCCCAAAUACGUUGGAAUUGCAAAAUGAUCAAGCCAAUCACAAAGAAAAGAAUGCCUGGAAUCCACCUGAAGACACCGCCAGUGGGUCUGGCAAGGGAUUCAAUACUGCCACAAAGUCAAGAGAAGAUGGCGGCAUCGAUAAAAUAAUAAAAGAAGACGAGGAGGAGGAAGAUAUCGAUGGAUUAAAAACAGAGGUCGAGUCGACAGAGAAAUCUAACGAAGAACCAAAGGUAGUAAUGCAUGGUGAAGAGACGUUAGAGAAAAACGAUGAUGACAAUAAAUCGACAGGUAAACAGGUCAAUGAAGAAGUGAAGGAAAGUGGUUCAGGAUCACAAGACACUGAAGAAGACAACAUCGAAGAUGCACUUUACGACAAAGACAUGAGAAAGACGUCGCCCAAAAUAGAAGAACCAAAAACACCUAAAGACAUUUCUUCAUCUAAAGCUAUUCAAAAUGUGACUAUUGACAAUAACAAAGGCGACAAACUGAAGAAUGAACCAAGCAUCAAGGAUUUAACAUCGCCCAAGAACAAGGAAAGAUUGACAUCAAUAGAGAAUCUGAUAGCAAAUGGUAAGCUUAAGAGAAAACCAUACGCUGAGACAACGGCACGUGCAAGGGAAGAGCUUCCGAGAAUAGAGAACAAGGAGGCAGAUUCAACUUUUCUUGCUAACAAAAYAGGUAAAAGUCAUCGAGUUUCUGUGAUUCUCGACCAACACUUUUACAAGCCGUAUAACAAUGAAGACUCCAUGGCUUAUGAGAUGCUAGCACUAGACCUUAAAAAGGAGGUGGAGCGAGCUGUUGGCGGUCAAGCGUUGGUAUCACAAAUCAAAUUUAGCGAAAUUAAAAAGCCAGGAAAACUACCGAGCUAUUCAAGAGUACUAGCAAGCUUCAGGUUUUAUGGAGACGAGAAGAACCUUCACAAGGCUGUUAUGAAAGGUCUCGUUGGCGAUAUUAUGGUAGACAAGGCAUUUUAUCAGUCUUCUUAACCACGCGCUCAAAGGUUUCUAACUUUCUCUCUCGAUUUGCCAAUCUCGUACUCGGAUCCAUUGUAUCGUAAAGACCACGCGUAACGAAAUCUCUUGUCAGUCAUGCACGGUAUAGAACAGUGACUAGGGUACAUGAUUGGCAGACCGCAUCCUUUCAUGUUAAAAUUCAGCAAAGACGAUAAAAGAAAGGAAUAAAACUUAAUGACAAAUAAAAAAAGUUUACAAUCUGCUCGGGGAUAUGUGUAAACACUGCAAAGCGUGAAACAUUGCUGAACAACAGGGUUUAUUACUGAGGAUUAUGGUAGGACUACUACACGGUGCAGCAGACUAGCGUUCCAUAUCAUCUAGGAAAUUUCUGAAUACUCUAGAAAGUCUUAAAAAUUCACAUUGGUUUGAUUUUAGUACUUUUUGUCUUAUGUCAUGACGUAUUUGGCCAUGACUUACGAGUACAUAAUUCAGGCAAUGUAGUUAUUCAGUGCGAGAAAUCGUAGUUUCACGAGGAGUGUUUACACACAAGUGUUUGGUACAUUUCAGCAAUUUAAAUGAUAUAAAAGGGGCUGUUUUCGUAAAAAGGUAGAAGUAUAAUUUCCUUACUAUAGGAUACAUAAAAUUUUGUAGAAGUUAAUAUAUGAAUUUCCAAUAAAAUACAUUAUGAAA